CGGAUUGAUAUAAGACAAAUAUAGAUUAUAUAUGGAUGCAUUAUAAUCAUGAGAACGGUUGGCUCCAUCUCAUCUCCGUUAUGUCCCUCGGUGAUACGGACACAAUCCGUAUUUGAUCGAGCAGGUAAAAAUCGGUAAAUUUCUCUACCGACAACCGUACGAACGCUUAACGGUUUGGAACGUCCCGGGAUCCCCGCUGAAACAGCUGCACCGUUCACGAGAUUCAUUAAUCUGAUGCGAGCCAGCGACGACGAAUUCACGGUUUUACACGCUGACGUAACAGAUAUUACAAUGCAACAACGAUAGAGUUUCUCUUGGUUUAUGAGCGGCUCAAUACUGUACAGGGACCAGGGGGCAGGAAAACAAUGAUGCCCUUCAGGAACGUUAUCGACCUCGGCACUACAUCCUCAGCACGAUAACCAACUCAAUGCAACAUCAGCGGAUGGUGGAUUUUGGGAUUUAAAUUUAUGUCCAGCGGAACGGGCUAGCUUCUGCUUGUGGAAGAUUUUCAUAUUGUAUUUUGUUGCAGGAGAGUUCCUGCUCCGGCUCUCCCUCCUAUCCAACGUUGUUGUGAAUUAUCAAACAUGGCGACUGUACCAGUAUAUUGCAUCUGCAGAUUGCCGUACGACGUUACUCAGUUUAUGAUCGAAUGUGAUGCCUGCAAGGACUGGUUUCACGGAAGCUGUGUUGGUGUGGAUGAGGAUGAGGCUCCAGAUAUUGACAUCUACCACUGUCCCAACUGCGAGAAGACAGAUGGAAAAUCCACCAUGAAAAACAAGAAAAGGACUAAACAUGACAUGGGGCAGAGAGGAGACGUCAGAGCUGUUCAGAACGGCAGUCAGGUCUUCAUUAAGGAGCUACGCAGUCGCACCUUCCCCAGCUCGGAGGACAUUGUGGUGAAGCUGAACGGCAGUCAGCUGACUAUGGACUACGUGGAGGAGUUUGGUUUUAACGAGCCGAUCCUGGUCCUGAAGAAGGACGGUCUGGGCAUGUCCAUGCCUGCUCCUACCUUCUACAUCAGUGAUGUGGAGAACCACGUUGGUCCAGAUGUGGGUGUGGAUGUAAUUGAUGUGACCAAGCAGACUGACAGUAAGAUGAAGCUCAAGGAGUUUGUAGAUUACUACUACAGCACCAACAGGAAGAAAGUGUUAAAUGUUAUCAACCUCGAGUUCUCUGACACACGGAUGGACAGUAUAGUGGAGAGUCCUCAGAUUGUGCGGAGGUUGUCGUGGGUAGAGAACUACUGGCCAGACGACGCUCUCCUGGGGAAACCUAAAGUCACUAAGUACUGUCUGAUCUGUGUUAAAGACAGCUAUACUGACUUCCACAUCGAGUGUGGAGGGGCCUCCGUCUGGUACCACGUACUCAAGGGAGAGAAGAUCUUCUUCCUGAUCAAGCCCACGUCCGCAAACCUAUCGCUGUAUGAGCGCUGGAGGUCCUCAGCCAAUCACACUGAGAUGUUCUUCGCCGACCAGGUGGACAAGUGUUACAAGUGCACUCUGAAGCAGGGACAAACCCUAUUCAUACCGUCAGGUUGGAUCAAUGCAGUUCUGACUCCAGUGGACACUCUGGCCUUCUCUGGACACUUCGUCCACAACCUGAGUGUUGAGAUGCAGAUGAGAGCGUACGAGGUGGAGAAGCGUUUGAAGGUGAACUGUCUGACUCCGUUCCCCAACUUUGAGACGGCCUGCUGGUACGUGGGACGUCACCUGUUGGAGAGAUUCAAAGGUCUACACAAGGCCAACAGACAGCCAGCUCCUUACCUGGUCCAUGGAGCUAAGAUCAUCAACGGAGCUUUCAGGGCCUGGACUAAGAAACAGGCCCUGUUAGAGCACGAGGAUGAGCUCCCAGAGAACAUGAAGCCCACUCAGCUCAUCAAGGACCUGGCCAAGGAGAUCCGGAUCUCAGAGAAUGCGGCUAAAGCCAUUAAGAGUGAUUCGAGUAGCAAGGCUCCAGUGGAAGAGGCCCCUCCUGCUCCAUCAGAGCCUGAGGACCCUGCUUCCCCCUCCAGCGUCCCCUCUCCCUCCCCUCCUCCCCGGGAGAAACCAGCCAGGAAGAAGGCCUCCAAGGUCCCCAAACCCCCCAAGGUCCCCAAACCUCCCAAGAAAGGAAAGAAAGAGAAGGAAGUCCCUCCUCCUCCUCCUCCUCCUCCUCCUCUUCAACCGUCAAAGCCCUCCAGCCUGGCAGCUCUGGAGUCUCACGCCAAGGACAUCCUCAGCAAGAUGGACCAGCCCAAGAAGGGCAAGAUGGGGGGCAAGGCGGCUAAGAACGUCCUGAGCAUGUCGGAGAAGGAGACCUGUAAGCAGAACGACGUGGAGAAGUUUGAGAUCCGAGAACAGAACAAGAAACAGACGGAAGCCAAGUGGAAAUAUAAGAACAGCAAACCAGAUUCCUUACUGAAGAUGGAAACUGAAGAGCACAAGUUUGAGAGAACACCGCUGUCAGGCAACAAAGACAAGUUUGCAUUCUCAUUGACACACAAGAAGUUACUAGGUUCUAAGCUGAAGCCCCAGACCAACUCCAGUGUGUUUGGUUCGUUACAAAACCUAAAGGAGGACAAGGCCAAGCCGGUGAGAGACGAAUAUGACUACGUGUCAGACGAAGGAGAGCUGAAGAUUGAUGAGUUCCCCAUCAGGAGGAAAAAGAACGCCGUCAAGAGGGACUUAUCCUUCCUGUCAAACAUCAAAGACCCAAUCCACCCAUCCAAGAAGCCAAAGCUCCUCCCCUCUGCUGUCAAGAAGGCUGACUCGUCAGAUGAGGAGUUGCUCCACAUUGACACAGAGGUCAAGCCGGAGGUGAAAGGUCGUAACUCGAAGGUAAAGAAGAAAGCUGGCAGCACGGCGGGCAUCCUGGACCUCCUCCAGGCCAGCAAGGCGGUGGGAGGCAUCGACUACAGCGCCAACAGUCAGCCACCUGCAUCUCCCAGCACACAGGAGGCCAUUCAGGGGAUGUUGUCUAUGGCCAACCUGUCCUCCGGGGCUACCGCCGGUGCCGCUGCCAUCUCCUCUGACCCCACUGGAGCCUGGGGCAGGAACCAUGCCAACACCACCACGGCUGGACGGAAGGGAGGAGCAGCGAGCGGAACACGAGGAGGAAGAGGAGGAGGGGGGAACAGUAAGCGGCCAGCCAAACCCAAGAAAACAACGAAGAACAGCAGCAUGGAGUUUGAUGAGGACCAGGAUCACAUGGACGCCUGCUUCAAGGACUCAGACUAUGUGUACCCGUCUCUGGAGUCUGAAGAGGAUAACCCUGUCUUCAAAUCCAGAUCCAAGAAGAGGAAAGGUUCAGAGGACACUCCAUACAGCCCCACAGCGCGUGUCGGUCCCUCUGUGCUUCGUCAGGCGAGGCCGGCCAGAGAAGGAGCGCGAGUAGCAUCAAUAGAGACAGGACUGGCGGCUGCCGCAGCCAAACUCUCACACCAGAAGGAGCAGCAGAAGACCAAGAAAAAGCAGAAGAGCACCAAAAAGAAGAAGAAGCCCCCUGCUGCCGUGAGGGAGGAGGAGGAAGAUGAGGAACCAGCGAGGAAGCUGAGCAGGGACAGCAGUUCUCCAGAGCCAGAUGCGGGCCGGGACUCAGAGCCAGGCCAGACCGACCACGAGUACUCCUCUGGGGCAGGAGGGAAGCAGGCUGGGGGGCCCCAGCCCAUGGCCCCUGGAGUCUUCCUUACACAGAGACGACCCUCCACAUUUUCAUCAUCUCACAACAAUAACAACAACACAGCCAAGGGGAAGCGGCUAAAGAAAGGAAUGGCGACGGCCAAACAGAGACUGGGAAAGAUCCUGAAGAUCCACCGUAACGGGAAGCUCCUCCUGUAACAGGAAGUGACUCACUGAGGAGCACUGCCAUUGGCUCCUGCAGUACUAUUAGCCUAUGAACUGGCCCCGUUUCCAUCUCCUUUCCUUUGAUUUGGUGCUGGGCUGACAGACAGACUGAAACAGUCAACGUGGGUUUUGCCUCUACUUAAAGUGUACAGAAUACUUGCUAGAAAUAUUUUUAAAUAAAAAUGUGUCAUUUUACUACAGUCUGUUUAUCAGGGGGUCGCUACGCUAGAGUUCAACUAGGCCUGCGGUCCAAAUGGCACCCUAUCCCCCUACAUCGUGCACUGGUCACCAAUAGGGUCCUGGUCAAAGUAGUGCACUAUAUAGGGAAUAGUGUGCCGCUUUGGGACUAAGGCUAGAAGUACAUUGCAGUCAUUCCAGGACCCUGAAAGUAUCCCCUGUUGCUUUCUGUCCUCCCCAGACCAGACCUAACCUGAAAUACAGUGUGUUUGUGCUAACAUUCCACCCCAAACAUGUUAGGCACGACAAGGAGUGGAAUGUUAGCACAAACAGACUGUAUUUCUCCACGCUAGACCCAGACCUUCACUAGAUACAUUCGCCUCCACGCUAUUCCUUUGUUUGCUAAGCACUAUCAGUUAUGAUAUUUAUUGUCUUAAUAUAAUGUUUCAUGUCAUAGAGAGGAAAGACAAAGGAAGGCCCUUUAUGAAACAAUUGAAGGGAUUUUCAUAGUAAUGUCAGAUGCCAAUAUGAUGAUGGUUCCAGUGUUCAACCGGAUGUCUCUGGUAGUUUGAACGUUUAAAAAAAAAGAAACACAAUAAGGAAUGGUGUCUUUCUUUGAACUCAUGUUUUCACACCCAAACAGACAUAUCAGCAUUAUUAUAGACCCAUAUGAAUUGGCUACUUAAAGACAGUAAACACAUAAUAACCAACUGUGUAAUAUUGUUCUAAAUAAGCACACACAGUAUAUGACCUCAGCUGACAGUCACAGUAAAUUAUCUUCAAAGUGAUAUAAUGUGGUAUCAUUGUCAUGCAUUAUUUAAUAAGGAUUACUUUGGUGUUUACAUAUUAAUAUCCCCUAAUCUAACAAUGACUGUAUUGCCAGUAAAUUAAAACUAUUUACUGUAUUCCAAAUGGCACCCUAUCCCCUAUGUAGUGGACAACUUUUGACCAGGGCCCAUAUCUAACUAAAGGAGGAUUGUGACAUUAUUAAAACACUAAUGAUGGGACCUGGAGACCCAAUGAUAAUGAUAUAAAUCCCAUGUAUUAUUAUUGUUAUGGUGAUUAUAAUGACUGGCCUCAUCCAUCUCUCGCUUUGUGGCUACAUGGGGGUACUUUCACUCUUCUGUUGGGUUUAAGGCAGCAACAUAACCUACACCUCUGAAAUAUGCAUUGUUUCUAUGGAUUAUUAUUCACAGUACAGUAUGUAGAAUGUAGCUUGUACAUAGCCUUUUACAUGAAUACUUUUUGUAUCCUUUUUUUCUCCCUUAAUAAUUCAUUAUUAUACAUUUUUACUAGUUUUUUAUUAUAAACAAAAUAUAUGUGAAUAUAUAGACAUUAGUCCUUUUGAUUUGAUUAGACACGUUAGUUUUAUGUUUGUUUUUAACCAUUGUUUAUUUGUUAUUAGACUAAGGUGUUGCCUGGAAAACAACUGAAGAACAACAUAACAUGAAUUGUCAUAUGGCCUUACAUUACAUUACUACAUACACACAGCUACAUUACAUUACAUUACUACAUACACACAUCUACAUUACAUUACUAC
Coregonus clupeaformis (lake whitefish) is the source of this 5538-nucleotide messenger RNA. RefSeq names its product PHD finger protein 2 (gene phf2). Gene Ontology annotation, molecular function: transcription coregulator activity; histone demethylase activity. The record is from RefSeq and is a predicted model, not a curated record. Lineage: Eukaryota; Metazoa; Chordata; Actinopteri; Salmoniformes; Salmonidae. The coding region runs from base 585 to 3815 and encodes 1076 amino acids. The transcript has 22 exons. Gene Ontology annotation, biological process: regulation of transcription by RNA polymerase II; protein demethylation.